GUCAAUUUCAAGCGUCCACACACGAGCAUUUUACUCAUACCGCCAUACCGGUUGAUGUGUCAUCGUUUAUGUAUGCUAUAUUGUCCAGCUGCACGUAUAAUAACUGCUACUGGUUUCUAUAUAUCAGACUAAACCUAGUGAUCGAUCGACAUCUCAAUUAUCUUUAAGACUUAAAUUCCUUAAAAUUUAAAAGAUAGUCAAGAUAUGGAUGAACAACUUUUUUUAGAAAACAACAAUGAUUACAGUGAUGUUGAAAUAAAUUAUAUUCAAUCGGAUCGUCAAAAUAUAAUAUUUCCAGGAUACAACAGAGAAGUUUUCACAGAACUAAUAAAUUGUAUUUCUAGCAAACGAAAAAAUGAUGUACUACAAUGUCAACAUUCUUCAAUUUGUACAAUGAAAGAUUUAUUAUAUGUAUUUAAUCCACGAACAUUGAUGAAUGAUACUUUAAUGGAACAUUAUUUUAGGCUUUUGGCUAAAAGUUGUACAAACCAAUUGAUAUUGAGCUUAGAACCAUUUUUUUUUAAUUGUCUAUUAAAUUGCGGGUUUGACAAAGCUACCAAAUCAAUAAGAGCCACAAUAAAAAAUGUAUUUGCUUAUGAUAAGCUUAUAAUUCCCACACAACUAGAGGGUAAUCACUGGAUCUUCAUUGUGGUGAAGAUUAAGAGUCGUAUCAUAACUUUGCACGAUAGCCUAAGAACAAGCUUUUAUGAAGAUCAAUUAUUUUUAUUAGUUGAAUAUUUGAAUGAAGCAUACAAUAAAUUUGAGAAUCCGGAUGAAGAACAACAAUUACAAUGGAAAUUAAACUUUGGGCAAUCCUCGUCGCAGAAUAAUACUUAUGAUUCUGGUGUAUUUACAUGCACUAAUGCCAGGCAUGUUUUACUUGGAAAACCAUUAUAUUACAUUGAAGAAGAUGCUCCACUAUUAAGACACAGAAUUACAUAUGAAAUCUUACAUGAUGUAUUGUUACCUACUCCUUAAUUAUUUUUUACCGAAUUUUCAUUUUGUAUUGUUUAUAAAAAUGUAAUAUAUUGUGUUAUAUUUAUUG
Messenger RNA from Rhopalosiphum maidis (corn leaf aphid), 1045 nucleotides. Its product is annotated as sentrin-specific protease 1-like. The record is from RefSeq and is a predicted model, not a curated record. The transcript is spliced from 3 exons. Gene Ontology annotation, biological process: proteolysis. Gene Ontology annotation, molecular function: cysteine-type peptidase activity. Lineage: Eukaryota; Metazoa; Arthropoda; Insecta; Hemiptera; Aphididae. Bases 205 to 978 code for a protein of 257 amino acids.